This is a messenger RNA of Linum trigynum, 1896 nucleotides long. Lineage: Eukaryota; Viridiplantae; Streptophyta; Magnoliopsida; Malpighiales; Linaceae. The record is from the annotation of a GenBank genome assembly.
CUCGUUACAGAAAAUUUGAAAUGAAGAAAAUUACACAAAACUCUACCAUAUAUUAAUGGAGGAUAUGUAUCUUCCUCCCUCCUUUAUGGAGUAGUCCUCUAAGGUACUAGGGGUUCUAAACCCCAAACCCCAGUUUUAGGGUUUACUAUGUAUGUAUGGAUAUUCUAGGGUUUGAAUGAAUGAAUGUGUUUAUCUAGUUGAUUCUAUUGCUAUUCUAUCAUUGAUUGUGUUUGGGUAGGUAGCCCUAAUCUUCUCUAUUAGCCUACUUUAUGCUUCUACGCUGGGUAUGGAGUUCUAGGGUUAGACGAGUAUUAGCCAUCAAGCAAAUUGAGGUAGAUUUAUGAAUAGGAAUCUAUGGUGGUCGAGGCCGACCGACACCCUAUCAUAGGUAGCCUUCCUAGAUAGAAACCACGAUAAAACUUCGGUGUGGACGGUGUAUAGUAUUCAACGAAAGGAGCUACGAGCUUAAGGCCCCAGAUAUGAUAGCCUAGAUCGAGGUGACUUUAUAUGGGUCUAGGGGAGGCAUACUCGGAGGUGUGUGGAUAACCAUGAAAUUCCACUAACACGAGCUCACACACCACAUUCGAUGACCCUAAGUAACUAGACAUUACAUAGUAGCCCUAGGCUAGGGCGAGGAAUAGUUCCCCGAGUAAAAUACGACCUUGAUUGCCACUAUACGACAAUGUCAUCUUAGGUUAAACUUGGCCUAGGAUGGAUUAAGUUGUUGACAUGUGCUAACCAUGGACAAUAACCUGCACAGAUGAAUGUGAUCAACCUUUUUGGCGUCGUUGCCGGGGAACCUUGGUAACUAGUAGAAAACCAUUAAGUUGUUAGUUUAGUCUUUACUUUGUUUUGUUUGUUUGUUUGGUUUUGCAUUCUUGUUUGUGUUUUUGUGUGUGUUUUGUUGUUUUUGUGUUUGUUUUGUUAUCUAACUUCAUACGUCACAUGGUCUGAAGGUUGUGUUUUGUAGCAACUUUGUAUGCGAAAAAGGGAUUCUUUGGAGAUAUUACAUCUUGAUACGGAAAUCGAGGGAACCCUUCGGAAUCUAAGAAGAGUUGCAAGACCUUAAUCUCCACCAAUGGUGGAAUAACAAGCUCGAGUUCCACCAAAACCAAGAACAGUGGGUUCUUAUUCUAGGCCAAGUGUGGAUAACGUUCAAUCACCUAUUCUUCAUCCAACGAUGCCCAACAAUGACUAUGAGAUCAAGAUGGGCACAAUUUUAAUGCUUCAAAGUGCUGUUCAAUUCAAUGGGAUGAUGAGUGAAGAUUCUCAUGCACAUGUCAAGUCGUUUUACGAGUUGACAGAUGGAAUCAAGGUGAAUGGGGUUCCUCAAGAAGCUAUCCGGCUAAGGUUAUUUCCGUUUACCUUGAAUGGAGCAGCCAAGAAAUGGUUGAAUAAUCAACCACAUCACUCCAUCACCUCAUGGGAUCAUCUAUGCAACAAGUUCUUUACAAGGUAUAUUCCACCUUCUAAGACGACUUUAAUGAGAAGUGAGAUUACUAUGUUCCGUAAAGAGGAGGAUGAACCAUUGUUUGAAGCAUGGGAAAGGUUUAAAUCUCUCCUACUCAAGUUUCCUCACCAUGGAAUUUUCGAUUGAUUACAAGUGGAAAGCUUCUAUAAUGGUUUGACAUAGGAGUCACAAAACCUCAUUGAUGCGGCUAGUGGAGGUGCCAUUAGGCACAAAGAAGUCGGAGAACUUCAACAAUUAAUUGAAGAGAUGACCAUUAAUAGCUAAGAUUGGGGUGAAGGAAGAAGAGGCAAGAGCUUGAAGAAGGGAAGUUUAAUAAAGGUCGAAGAACCAUCAUCGUUAGCGUCUCAUAUUCAAGAACAUUAUAAGAAAAUUGAUCAAGUUGCAUCUUCAAUGUAAGGAAAUGGGAAGAAACUUAUGAAAUGUGA